AUGCUCACUUUUGAGUCUUCCCAGAUCCAGGGUGCUCGCAACAUCAUUGAAAAGCUCACAUCCCUUGGUUUCAACAAGGUGGCUCACAGAAUAUCCACCCUUGAUGCUCAACCUGCAUCCGAAAAUGGAGAUGUUCUGGUUAUGGUUACUGGUGAGCUUCUGAUUGAUGACGAACAAAAUACCCAAAGAUAUUCUCAAGUCUUUCACCUCAUUCCAGAUGCAGGCUCUUACUAUGUCCUGAAUGAUAUUUUCAGACUCAAUUACGCACCAAACCGAGAUACCGACGUGCCUAAGAUCCCAACCUCGCGCCCAAGAAGGUUGGAAUCCCCUGAUUUGUCCGAACUCGAAACUCCAGCGGUUCCUUCCACGAGGCCAAAGCCAAAGGACGGUGGAGACACAAAGAGCAGCAAAACUCCCUCUGGCGCUGACACUCCGUCACUACCAGCUGUUCCAGCAACAAGACCACGAAAAGCAGCCACUCUGGACACCAUCAAAACCGAUGCCACUCUCGAGCUUCUUCCUGGAACGCCAACGUACCAAAAUGUCUUGGACAUAUACACCCAGAGUCCAGAACAAAUGAAGGAAGGAAUAAUUGACAACGUUCCGGAAGAUAACGAGCAUGGCCAGAUUGACAAAGUUGACGAUGGUUUGAAAGGUACGGAAUUGUACGAGACAACGAAUGAAAUUGAAUCUUUGGAGCCUGUUCCGUCACUCCCAGCACAAACAAAUGAGACCCCAAACGUACCGUCCGUGGAUGAGAACAGGAACUCGACUACUGAAUUGGCAGAGUCUGUUGAUAGUCAUUCAGAAGAGACUAAGGGCGAGUUAUCGCCUGAAGAAUCUUCUGUCACGAAAGAAAAAAGCAAUUCCACUCCCAAUGAACCUGAACCACCCAAGGACAGAGACUCUACACCGAGUGAAGGCAACCAAAUAUCUGAAUCAAACCUCUCAAUACCUGAUCCUGCUUCAAAUCCAAGCAGCUUGGAGCCCGCCAGUGACUCCAUCUCGAAAAAGUCAUCCGAUGUAACUUUGGGUGUUUUGCCCCGGAGCUCAGCAGAAUACCAUAAGCCUGCAGUUCCCAAGAAGCCGUCGUCUAAAAUUGCAGCUUUUCAGCAAAUGCUUGCUGAAAGACAGCAGCAAGACAUGGGGAUGUUUAAAUCAAGACCUCCUGUUCCAGCUAAGAGGCCUUCUCAGGGAGCUGAGCCUUCUGAGCCUUCUGAGACCGGUUCUCAGCAUACGAGAAAGCCUUUGAUUGGGUUUUCUUUACCGGGCGUAGCAUUUCCUGGAAUGCCUCUGCCAGGAAUCUCCUUCACGGAGCCUGAACGUGAUCAGGUUACUGAUCACGUUGCGGAUGUGAGGAAAGGGAGGACCAAAGGGCCAAGGGGGCGCAAACUACCAUCUCGUGUGAAGGACAGCGUACAAGUCAACGAUGAGACGCUUGGAAAUAGACUUAACAUCACUGUGACAACUUCCUGGAGUAUUGACUUGAGGAAACGUGCAAAGUCUGAUGAUGAGCUACAAAAUGAUGAGCUACAAAAUGAUACUCUGCCUUCCAUCGAUGAAGACAAAAACGGAGAUGGCUCAACUUCUGAAGCUCAAGGAACAGAAAAGCUAGAGGGGGAUCCACACGAGAACAUUCUUGACGAAGAAUUCAUUGAGGUUAUGAACGAAGAUAGGCCAAAUCUGAAAGCUGACGGUUUGGUAAGCGGAACCAUAAAAGAGCCGGUUUCUCCACCUUCCGAGGAACUUGGCUCAAAAAAUGAUGAACCUAUCUCCGAUUUGGAGGCACUUGCACCAAUCACGUCGAACUCGCAAGACGUUGAAUAUUCUCUCGAAAAAUGA
Messenger RNA from Ogataea haglerorum, 1842 nucleotides. RefSeq lists its product as uncharacterized. Gene Ontology annotation, biological process: protein import into nucleus. Lineage: Eukaryota; Fungi; Ascomycota; Pichiomycetes; Pichiales; Pichiaceae. The transcript has 2 exons. The record is from RefSeq and is a predicted model, not a curated record. Bases 1 to 1842 code for a protein of 613 amino acids. Gene Ontology annotation, cellular component: nuclear pore central transport channel.